AAAAAGGUUAAUCUAAUAACGACGCGUUUUUGAGUUUCAAGAAGACUUUUCAUUUUCUUCGUGUUACGUCGCAUCGAUCGAAAGUUUUUUCUCCAUCCCCAUAGUCAUAUAAUAAAUAAGCCAACGGUGGAUUAACGAUAAACGACGAACGUGAUCAAUUUUCAGUUUGCUCACUAAGUCUCGUACGCUCGAUCGAAGCACGUGCUACGCUCUACCUAAGAGAGGUUAAAAGUAAGAAAAAGGAAAUAGUAUUAUAUACGUUUCGUCUAUACGUGCAUGUCUCGUAUCGUUUGAACGAAAGAAACAUGUCUUUCUCUGUCAUUAGAAGAAGAGUAAUUACUUUCUGCGGCAAUAAAUUUUAUCGCAACCACGCCAAAUUUGCGUCUCUCGAGAAGAUUCAAUUAUGUAGAACGACAAACGCAAAUAUACGAAUGGCGGCGCAUAUCACGACACAAAAAACCUGGAUGACAAACAAAGACGAAAGUCGCGAAAUUAUGGCUUUAUGGCCCGAUCUCGUUCGGGAUAUUACGAAUAUAAAUUAUUACUUGGAUAUACCUGAAGUCUCCAAGUGGAUGACCAAGGUAUUGCAGUAUAAUGUUCCUAACGGAAGGAAAAGGCGAGCAUUAACAUUGGUUAAUGCUUAUCAAAUGCUCGUACCUUCGGAUCAAUUAACAAAGGAAAAUAUUCGCUUGGCGCGUAUAUUAGGCUGGUGUGUAGAACUGCUUCAAGCAUUUCUAUUGAUAAUAGACGAUAUCCAAGAUAAAUCUCAUAUACGAAGAAAUCAAGCUUGUUGGUAUCUUUACAAUGACAUUGGUUUAGGAGCCAUUAACGAUGCAUUAAUGAUAGAACAAGCCGUUUAUCAAAUACUUUAUAUUCAUUUGAAAGAAAAAGAAUGUUAUAUCGAUAUAGUAGAUUUGUUUCACAAGAUCACUUCGAAAACGACAUUAGGACAAUGUUUAGAUCUGUUGUCAAAUAAUUUUGGUAAGAAGAUAAAUUUAAAUCAUUUUACGAUGGAUCGAUAUAAUGCUAUCGUAAAGUACAAAACUGCCUAUUAUGGGUUUCUACUGCCAGUUCAGAUUGCUAUGUAUUUAGCGAAUAUAAAAGAUCCAGAAAUGCACAGACAAGUAAAAACAAUUUUAUUAGAGAUGGGCCACUUUUAUCAAGUUCAAGAUGAUUAUUUAGAUUGUUAUGGCAAUUCAACAGUUACUGGUAAAGAUUCUACGGAUAUACAGGAGGGAAAAUGCUCAUGGUUAAUAGUUGUUGCUUUGCAACGUGCUACCCCUGAACAAAGAAAAAUAUUGGAGGAAUGUUAUGGCUCAACGGAUUUGGAAAAAAUUGAACGAGUAAAAAGUCUAUACAAUGAUUUAGGUUUAUCAAACACCUAUUCCAUAUACGAAGAGGAAACAUAUAAUCUGCUUAAUACGCACAUACAACAAGUAUCGCGCGGCUUACCGCACGAUUUCUUUUUUAAUUUACUGAAAAGUAUGUAUCAUAGAGUAAACUAAAUAUAUUUCUUGUAAUCAUUUAUACCAAAAAUUAAUAAAUUUAGAUUAAAUAUCCAUGUUUGCUGA
Vespa velutina is the source of this 1571-nucleotide messenger RNA. It is a transcript of the gene Fpps, whose product is annotated as farnesyl pyrophosphate synthase. The transcript has 7 exons. Lineage: Eukaryota; Metazoa; Arthropoda; Insecta; Hymenoptera; Vespidae. The record is from RefSeq and is a predicted model, not a curated record. Gene Ontology annotation, cellular component: cytoplasm. The coding region runs from base 306 to 1505 and encodes 399 amino acids. Gene Ontology annotation, molecular function: (2E,6E)-farnesyl diphosphate synthase activity; dimethylallyltranstransferase activity. Gene Ontology annotation, biological process: trans, trans-farnesyl diphosphate biosynthetic process.